UCACUCGCCCACCCUGUGGUCUUUGCACUCUGCAGUUGCUAAAGAACCACCUCGUCCCUGUUACUUUUUUUCCUUUGUCCUGCUGCUCAGCUCCAUUCUCGAACAGUUUCUCAACUGCCUCCGACGGAUGGCAGCAACAAUCAAGAAGUUCUCUUAUGCACUGAAGAAAAAGCAAAGUCAAACACGUGGGGGGAUAUCAAUUGAAUUUGUGCAUCUGUAGUAAUGUUUAGAAGCAACAACAUCGUUGCAAGGGUAUUUCAGCGCCAAAUCUACACUCCUGCUCCUGGAACUAGUGUUCAUUGUGCUAGGCGGUUUUAUGAGAAUUUAGUCCCAAGUUGUACCAUAUAUGAUGUUGAGUGCCCAGACCAUUUAUUCCGCAAAUUUACUGAUGAUGGUCAAUAUCUUAUAAGUUUCAGCAGAAAUCAUCAGGAUCUGAUUGUUUACAGACCAACAUGGCUUUCUUUCUCGUGCAAAGAAGAAGAUUGUGAUGCUCAUGAUCUCCCUCCAAAAUCAAAGAGAUUUGAAAGCUUCUUCACACAGUUAUAUUGUGUAUCACUUGCUUCCUGCAAUGAGCAAAUAUGCAAAGACUUCUUCCUUUACAUGGAGAGUAACCAAUAUGGAAUAUUUGCUACUUCUACUGCACCAGUUCCUGAAGCACCUGCAACUGGAGGAGCUAUUCAGGGAGUCCCAUUUAUAGAAAAGAUGACAUUCCAUCUAUUGAGAUUGGGAGAUGGAGUCAUACUGGAUGAGAAGGUCUUCAACAAUGACUUUGUUAAUCUGACCCAUAACGUUGGUGUCUUCUUGUACGAUGAUUUAUUGGCAAUUGUGUCACUUCGCAAUCAAGCAAUACACAUUCUCCAAAUUAGGGACUCUGGGAACCUUGUGGAUGUACGGGCUAUUGGGGCAUUUUGUCAUGAAGAUGAUGAACUUUUUCUCAAUUCAAAUGCUCAGUGCAUGGCAUUACCUGAUAAAAGUAAACUCCCUCAGUUGCCUGAGAAUCAUGCUCAGAAUGGUUUACAUCACAGCCAGCCUUGUCUAGAAGAUUCUUUUCUGAGUGGCAUCAAACAACGCCUUCUUUCAUUCAUAUUCCGAGGAAUAUGGAAUGAAGAAAAAGAUCAGAGCUUGAGGGUCCAGGGCUUGAAGAAGAAAUUUUAUUUCCAUUUUCAAGAUUAUGUGGACUUGAUUAUCUGGAAGGUGCAGUUCUUGGACCGGCACCACCUGCUAAUCAAGUUUGGUAGUGUGGAGGGAGUGGUAUCACGAAAUGCUGAUCAUCACCCGGCUUUUUUUGCUGUAUAUAACAUGGAGACAACUGAAAUUGUUGCAUUUUAUCAGAAUUCUGCGGAGGACCUUUAUCUCUUGUUUGAGCAGUUCUCUGACCACUUUCACGGGGCAUCAAGAAAUUCUUUGUAUAUGAAUUUCAUAUCAUCUCCCUCAAAUAACAUUCAUGCUCUGGAGCAACUAAGAUGCAUAAAAAAUAAAGCAAAUGGCUCUUCACAGUUUGUGAAGAAGAUGCUGAGCUCUUUGCCUUUCAGUUGUCAGACACAGAGUCCUUCUCCCUAUUUUGACCUAUCUCUCUAUCGUUUUGAUGAAAAGCUGAUUUCUGCAACCGACCGGCAUAGACAGUCAACAGACCAUCCCAUCAAAUUCAUUUUAAGAAGGCAACCAUAUUCCCUCAAAUUUAAGAUUAAAUCAGGUCCUGAAGGUGGUAGCACAGAUGGUCGGACCAAAAAGAUCGCCUUAUUCCUUUUCCAUCCAUUUUUACCUCUGGCUCUCUCCAUUCAGCAGACUUUGUUCUUGCAGCCAUCAGUUGUGAAUAUUCAUUUCCGGAGAUGAAGCUCCUAUACAUCUUCCUGGCUGCCUGCUCCUAUUUAUUUGUGAACGGCCUUUUAACGAGAUUGUAGAUUAAACUAUGAGGAGUGUAUAUUCAUUUGGAAAUUGUACAGCAAUUUAAAAUCGAUGUCAUAGAUUGGACGGGUCGAGGCAUCCUGAAAAUCACGAGAGAAAUUUGAGUUAACUGUCAGACUCUCUCUCGGUGUGUUAUUUUCUAUUACACUAGAUACUCCGAAUUUUUUUGAGGGUAUCACUCUCAUGGUGUGCUCCACCGCGGGGGAAAAGAAAACACGGGAGAAUUCCGUGGAACAAUUCAGACAAAUUUGAUUUUAGUGCAAGAGGUACCAAAUUUUA
Molecule: messenger RNA, 2184 nt
Organism: Corylus avellana
Lineage: Eukaryota; Viridiplantae; Streptophyta; Magnoliopsida; Fagales; Betulaceae
Gene: DET1
Product: light-mediated development protein 1 / deetiolated1 (DET1)
Biological process (GO): positive regulation of proteasomal ubiquitin-dependent protein catabolic process; carbohydrate metabolic process; protein ubiquitination
Cellular component (GO): cullin-RING ubiquitin ligase complex; nucleus
Molecular function (GO): ubiquitin-like ligase-substrate adaptor activity; ubiquitin protein ligase binding
Source: RefSeq, a predicted model, not a curated record